Molecule: messenger RNA, 6937 nt
Organism: Drosophila sechellia
Lineage: Eukaryota; Metazoa; Arthropoda; Insecta; Diptera; Drosophilidae
Gene: kek2
Product: leucine-rich repeat, immunoglobulin-like domain-containing kekkon 2 protein
Exons: 4
Coding region: 1935-4619 (894 amino acids)
Molecular function (GO): protein binding
Source: RefSeq, a predicted model, not a curated record
GGACGCUGCCGAGAGAGAAGGCCGAACUCCGCCUGGUUUCCACUUGGCGGAGGCGUCUGCCUGCCUGGAAAUCCGUCGAGCGUUGCGGGCGCAGCAGUUGAAAAGCGUACGCCGUGAGCGACAGACACGCCGCAGUCGAUCCGUUCGAGUCCGUUCCGCUCCGUUCUUUCCGCUCCGAACCGGACGGAUCCGUAACCCCGCCCGUGGAGCACUCCGCCGGAAUUAAAGCUGCCAAGAGCCAAAGGGCCUAACCAGGCGGUCAACUAAUCCGUAGUUAACUUAACUAACCCGCAGUUAACUCCUUGGUGCCUGGGUUUUCCUGUUUCUGUGCGCGUGUGUGUGUGUCUGUGUACAGUGGCAAGUGGAAAGAGGCAAGAGUUGGGAGGGGGCAGCAGUACGUGUCGCCAUAAGAAUUUUCCGAGUGCGCCGGGUAACGCGAGACGGGAAAUUCGGAAAACAACCUGAAAUCCAUUUGCCGCAAUUUGAGAAACCAGCGACAACAACAUGUGUAAACGCUAACGAGCGCGAAAACGCGAACAUUUUGAUUGAUUUUUGAUUGACAUGCCACUCAGCGCAUGCCACCCACCUCGAAAAGUGACAAAAAAGAAAAAUAACAGAGGGGGGCUGAGAUAAAAUAAAACAAACAAUAAACUUGAGGAGCACUCGCAGCAACAUGUAUUCUCUACAAAAUCAAACAAAAUAUUGAAACGUUGUAAGCGAUUUCGGGUCUAAAAAAUAAUUGCCCCAAGGGCUGUCAGCGAAAGUGCCAGCGCAAACAGCAAAAAAUACAUAUAUUUUCCACAAACAAAAUGCAAUCAAAUCAAGGUCCAUAAAAACCGAACAAGGAAAAACCAAGUUGGGCAAAAAAUCAAACAAAGUAAUAAUAAAAAUCCACAGCAUCAGGCGUCUAAUCAACUGCCAUAUAUAUUUAUUUAAAAAAAAACGCUGAGUUUGGCAACUGUUUUUCUGGCUUCUCGGUUAGAUUUCCUACUCCCUUGCUGUGUCAGUGUAGUGGUGUAUUUUAUUUGUAUAUAUAUGUUUCAUGUAUAUUUGUGCCUGGCUAUGAAAAAAGGAUAAAAUAUGCCGACAUUGAUUUUCUCCAGCGACAACAACAGCACCACCACCAUCAUCAUCAUCGGCUAAACAACAAAAGCAACAUCCUUAAUAAGAAUCAAGUCGAAAAAGUUGCAGGAUUCGACGAGGGCAAAGUUUUUCGGACAUUUUCGGUUGCUUUUGCAGCACUAAGCCGCGGAUGAUUAAAACGAUAAAAAGGCUGGACAUCUGUUAGGAACCCACUUGAAAGCAAGCGGCGUUAAACGAGACACAAAACAAGUUCGACAAGGAGACGCGGCAAAUGCAUUACAUUAUAAUUUCAUUAAGGACAUCAGCCUUUCUCUGCCGCCAGUGAAACAACGUAGCCGGGAGAUAAAAGAGAGGUUGGAGGAGAAAAAACAGAGGUGGGGAAAGGCGUGCGGAGAAAGUCGGAAAGCCGCAAAAGGCGACAAUAGCCCCCGAGCCCAUUGCCUACUUCUGAGCGCUGUCAAGCGCGAAUCAAGAGCCUGGCAUUUUUAUGAAAUUAAUACAAAGGACGCUGAAGGAGUAGAGGCUGAGCCGAGUGGAAGCGGAAGUAGCAGCCAUGACAAAAGCGCCAGCGACAGGACAAUGAUGGGCCGCACUCCGAUAGCGAUUAAAGUGGAAGGAGAAGCGCUGCUUUUAUGGCCCGACACUGCUCGAGUAGACGUGACAGCGUCCGAUCGGCUAAUAAUAUUUACCCGCGGAAAAAGCCCGGCUGCAUAAUUUGACAUGCCAACGUGAGCCAGCUGGCGAAAAUUGUUUACCCAAGUGCUGCACAGGCAGAGCGAAGAAAACGCAAGUACGAAACAUAGAAGGAUCUCUGAACAAAGGACUAAGCCCAGCCGGAGGCACUUGAGACAAUGAGUGGUCUGCCAAUCUGGAUACCGCUCCUUGCACUUCUGGGCAUCACUGCCGCCUGUCCGCCGGAGGUGUGUGUGUGCAAAUGGAAGGGGGGCAAGCAGACGGUGGAGUGCGGCGGCCAGCAGCUCUCCAAUCUACCGGAGGGCAUGGAUCCGGGCACCCAGGUCCUCAACUUUAGUGGCAAUGCGCUGCAGGUGCUGCAAUCGGAGCGGUUCCUACGUAUGGAUCUGCUCAACCUGCAGAAGAUUUAUCUAUCCCGGAAUCAGUUGAUCCGGAUACACGAGAAGGCCUUCAGGGGGCUGACGAAUCUGGUCGAGCUGGAUCUCAGCGAGAAUGCGCUGCAGAAUGUGCCCAGCGAGACGUUUCAGGACUACAGCUCACUGAUGCGUCUUUCGUUAAGUGGAAAUCCUAUCAGGGAGCUGAAGACAUCCGCCUUCCGGCACCUGUCCUUCCUCACGACACUGGAGCUGUCCAACUGCCAGGUGGAGCGGAUCGAGAACGAGGCCUUCGUGGGUAUGGACAACCUGGAGUGGCUGCGACUGGACGGCAAUCGGAUUGGGUUCAUCCAGGGCACCCACAUCCUGCCGAAGUCUCUGCACGGCAUUAGCCUGCACAGCAAUCGGUGGAACUGCGACUGCCGCCUCCUGGACAUCCAUUUCUGGCUGGUCAACUACAACACCCCGCUGGCCGAGGAACCCAAGUGCAUGGAACCGGCGAGGCUGAAGGGUCAGGUGAUCAAGAGCCUGCAGCGGGAGCAGCUGGCCUGUCUGCCGGAGGUCAGUCCCCAGUCGAGUUAUACGGAGGUGAGCGAAGGCAGGAACAUGUCCAUCACCUGCCUGGUCAGGGCCAUCCCGGAGCCGAAGGUCCUUUGGCUGUUCAAUGGCCAGGUGAUGAGCAACGACAGCCUGAUGGACAACCUGCACAUGUACUACUAUAUCGACGAGACGAUCGGAGUAAGUGGCGCCGAGGAGAAACGCAGCGAGAUCUUCAUCUACAACGUUGGUGCCGAGGACAAUGGUACCUUCUCCUGCGUGGGCCAGAACAUAGCUGGCACCACCUUCAGUAACUACACCCUGAGAGUCAUAAUCAAGGAGCCGCCGGUGGUGAAUGAGGUCUCCUUCCCCAGGGACUACAUGAACUAUAUUGUGGCCAGCAGUGCCGGUGGCGGCAUUAUCUUCGUGGUACUCCUCUGCACCAUUGUGGUCAAGUGUAAGAAGACUUCGGAGCCGGUCAAGCAGCGCAAAAAGUGCGAUCAGGUGACGAGUAUUGCCGGUGGCACUGACUCCUCGACGGGGAGCACCCAGGAUACGGGCAUGGGCAUGAUGAAGUGCGCCUCGAUACUGAAUGAUGGCGGGGAUAGUCUAAACGGAAACGCAGGACUCCUACUGGGCGAUACCUUGACACCCACCAAGGCGGCGAAUGGAGCAGCUGGCGGGGGCAUUAUUCUGGGCAAUCAGAUGAAGCAGAACCUACUGCUCUACGCCACUCCGAAUUCCGCCCAGCAGCAGCUGCAGCUGAAUGUCAAUCUGAUGGGCACUGGACCAGGAUCACCGCCGUUGCUCCUGAGCAAUGGCCACGGCUUGGCGGCAGCUUACUGCUCUCCUCCCGCCUCGCUGCGAAAUUACCAGGAGAAGAAUCCGGACUUGGUCAACGAUGCGGAGAGUGUCAAGCAUAAGCUCAAGACGGCGGUGAGUCUGGACGGAGCCGGGGAGUACGAGACGCAGAGCGACUGCGGUCAGUACGAGGGCUGCUAUCAGCUGGCGGCCGCUCCACAUCCGCAUCAGGGACACCAGCACCCACAUCCGGGACAUCCGCUAAUGGGACGCUUUGCCCAGGCGAUGACCACCUUGCCGCGCGGCAUGCAACUGAAGCCGGCUCCCCAUCAAGUUGAUGUCCACCUGAAUCCGGUGUGCUUCCUGGGCCAAGAUGGAUCCUUCGCAUACGACUACAGCAGUGCCCAUAUGGUGCAGCAGCCACCGCAGCAACAGCAGCAGCAGCAACAGGUGCAGCCUGCCAACAACUUCUAUCGCACGUUGCCACACAACAGGUUGCACAAACAGCAGCAAUUUCAGGCGGCUGCGGCAGCAGGCGGAAAUGUCGGUGUGUGUGGCAAUCCUACACUGCGCUACAGCCUCGAGGCCGAGUUCAUCCAGAGGGGUCCGACGGUGAGCUACGAGAAGUACCAGCUGCCCAAUGUGCGCUUCACAGCGGAGGGUUAUCCUCAGCAGCAGCAGCAGCAACAGCAGCAACUUCAGCAGCAGCAACAGUUGCAGCUGCAGCAGCAGCAUCAGUUCCCCUCGCCGCCAGAGGGCUACAAAAGCGAUUUGGCGGUGAUGCCGGCGCCGUUUCAGCAGUGGCCCAGCUGUUUGCCCGGCUACCGAUUCGCCCAGUCACCCACCAGCCUGCCAGCGGUUGCAACUCCACCACCAGCCGCAGUGGUGGCAACACCACCACCGCCCACAUCAGCAGUAAGCACACAAUCCACGGCCACAUCCACCAUUCCGGAGCUGGAUGAAAGCGAGGCGAGUUCGCCGCGCCUCGAGGAAGCCGCCGGGUCUGCAGCGCCACCUGCCGGUGAGGAGGAGAGUUCGGACACCGCGAAACUCAAACAGCUUAAUGGCCCCUUGGCCGACAGUCCCGACGAGGGAUACGUGGGCGAUGGCCAGGAAACCAGCGACAUUUGACCCGGCCAGCAGCCAACUGCCAGGGAUGAAGCGGCCUUAGACGAUUCAGUGGCUCUGUAAAUGGCCAGGCUGAUCACCAAAACCACUCAUAGCCUAAGUUCACCCUUCACUUGUUUCCGUCCCGCUGAUUUUUUACAUCACUUACAUUUUCCCUUUUCUGUUUGCUGGCUCGCCCCAAAAAAAAGGAAGCAAAACAAACAAAGGCAGACCCAAGUUUAACCUAAUAAUUGGCUGAAAGAGAGAGCUCCGAAUGCGAGUCCGAAAAGUAGAAGGGCCAGAAAACCAAAUAAUAGAGGGAGAGCAGGAACCGGAACUCUCCAGCAAGCCGAUGUUCAAAUGCCCAGUGUAAAAGGAUCAAGUUUCAGUUAGUUAAUGGGAAUGAAGGAAAAGUUCACGUCAGGUGUGGGAAGUUUUACCUGAACAAUAUAUUUUUUGUAAAUUGCUUCCGAUUGAAAGUUGAGUUUAAAUCAUGAAGUGUUAUGGAUAAUCAAUCAAUUUAAGAGGUCAUAUUUUGAUAUUCAAACCAUUUCAAUUUGUUAUUUUAGUUACAGUUGCAUGAAGUCGUGUCAGGACUCCCAAAAUAUCAUGACUUUUCCGCAGGACUCUUUGCGUUCAGAGUAUUUGGCAGAACAAUAGGCGGACCUAACCUAAUAAAGCCGAAAAACAAAGACGCCGCUAAACAAAAGCCUCUUGUCGUUGUUUGUUUCUGUUUGCUGCGUGCUUCGAGUGGCAAGCUGGCAGCGUUUUAUUUCCGCUGAUGUAAUUGAAAAACUUUUUCAUUUAAUAUAAAGUUUUCAGCAGCUUCCCCGCAGCACAAUGGCAAGAAAGCGAGGAAAGAAAAAGCGAGGGGACGCAAAGAAAUCCCGGGCCUACAAGACUACUAGACAUGUGGGGGGAUUCCUAUGUGGGCUAUGUGUGCCGAUUGAGUUGUUGUAUUCUCGCAGGCGUUGUUAGUUGACAAUCGACGAGGAAGUCCCAUCCACCCCUUUCUGUGCAUCCACUUCACGAGGUUCCGAGUCGGUGGCUCACUUCAGAGCCAAGUGGCAUGUGUUUUCGCCAUGGCGACACCUGCUCUCCGUGGCACAAAGGACUCCAGCUCGAGUACCCGGCUGUUGAACUGUUGAGCCUUUCAAGGGAAAGGACUAAGUCUAGAUUUCCGGCCGAAAAUCGCGAGUGGCAUCAAGGGCUUACCCCGUGUAGUGUGCUCUAGUUUAUGAAAUUUUAAUUCGGGCCACAUCCGCUUCAGAGUUGCAUUUAAAUAAUUUAUCGCAUUUAUUUUCCAUAGAACUUUCUUCGAGUCUGAAACAAACCUUCGUCCUUCGUCCUUCACCCUACACCCCCCACUCACUUAAGAAUUUGAUUUUCCCGCCUUAAGUUUGUUGUAUUGGAUCAAACAGACAUGAACACGAGUGUUUCCGGGUAUCGUUAAAGUAGAUAUCGUAAAUUAGAUCGGCUAACAUUGUCAGAACUAACUAAAUUUAGGAUAACCCUGUUUGAGACUUGUAUGUAAAUGUAGCCAUAGAAAUCGUUUAAGCAGAGCCCUAGCUUUCCCUUUUAACGUAAAAGUUAUGUAAAGUGUUCAAGACUUUUCCACUGUAACAUAAAUUGAAGAAAAAUGGAGAAAAGCGGAAAUGCUUGCAAAAGUAUUUUGAAGAGACAAAAAAAAAAAAAAAACAAAAACAAUUAGCAAUAGCUAAAUGCAUAUGAGGGAGUGAGGGCAGAAGCAAUCAUUUAAGCACAAUAUGGAAUAUUGUAAAUUGCAUAAAUAAAUCAUUAGACGUAAGAACAAGGCAAACACACUCGUACUCGGAAUGAUUUGUGUAUGUAGCGAAUGACUAAAUUUUAUUUUCACCAAGUGAGUUAGUUGGCAAAUGCACCAAAAGGAAUAUAGAAGCAGAAUCUAAAUUAAAAAACCGAAAAUACAACAAAAACACAUUUUAGCCUAGCAAACUGUUUAAAACUCAACCCAAACACAGACACACUCAAGGUACAUAUAUUAAACAAAGGAAUUGCCAGCUGGCAGAAUAAUUUUAAAUAUUAUAUGGCAUACACUACAAUAUAAAGAGAAUGUUUAGCAUAAGUUAAUGGUUAGGCAAAGCAUACACGCAUAAACCUAAUAAAAGGGCCAUAAAAGGUAACAGAGAGAUAAAUUCAGAAGAACAUUGGGAAGACACACAAUCUAGUUAUAAAUAAAUUCUCUAAGGUAAAUUAAAAUCGAAAUGCAUAAAGAUAAUAAGAGAAGCAAAGUGUAUAAAAGGAUAAGAGAGAAAUUAAACCGAAUAAAACGCAUUAAACUGAAGAAUUUAAUAAAAACUAAA